AUGAAUAUCGCGCCUAUCGAACUUACCGGGUCACCAUGCGGAGGUUCUCAUAUUCAGGAAGACGGCUUUGGUUCCAACACCUCUAUUCUUCCGAACCUAUUGCCUCUUUCCGAGGACGCACGUGUCGCUGUCACCGGUGAACAUGAAAUGACAUUCUGCAAGGGAUGCCGUCUCUACCCCAAAGCCAUUGCGUGGUCUGGACUACUGUCAAUGGCGAUCGUCCUCGAAGCUUAUGGAAUCAUCUUGAUCAACGGGUUCCUUGCUUUUCCGGUCUUCAGGCGGUCUUUUGGUACACUGUCGGGUCGACAAGGCUAUGAGAUCUCGGCUGCGUGGCAGGCCGGACUUAUUAACGCAGCUUAUGCCGGUGAGAUUUUAGGUCUAGCAUUUAACGGUCCCCUGGCAGAUAGAUUUGGCUAUAAACUCGUUAUGAUUGGAUGCCUAAUCGUCUUAUCGUUAUUGUCGCUGUUGACAUUUCUGGCGACCAAUAUUUGGAUGCUAGUGGCUGGCUACUUUCUCUGUGGGUUGCCGUGGGGGGCUAUCCAGACAUUAAGCGUAACUUAUGCGGCUGAAGUCAUGCCAGUUACCUUACGAGCAUAUCUCACAUCUAACAUUAACAACUGUUGGCUUUUCGGUCAGCUUUUGGGUGCUAGUGUGAUGCGGAUAUUAAUCAAUGAGCAAUCCCCAUGGUCUUAUCGGAUCCCGUUGGCUCUGCAGUGGGUAUUCGUGGUUCCGAUACUGGCAGGGAUGAUAUUUGCACCUGAAAGUCCCUGGUGGCUUGUGCGCCAUGGAAGAAGCAUGCAAGCGGAAAAUGCCCUUCUCCGGCUCGUUUCGGUCGAACGUGACGAUAAUGUCCGCGUCCGGAACAUAUUGGCUAUGUUACGCCACACGUAUGAGGCCGAAAGUCACCUCAGUGGUGGCGGAAUUGCCUGUAUGACCUGGAUAACGCAGUCACUCUGCGGUUCGGCCUUGACGGGGUACGCUGUGUAUUUCUACGAGCAGGCAGGUUUGUCUAUCGUCAACUCCGUUACUGUUGGAAUAGGGGUAUUCGGUGCGGCAAUAAUCGGAGGAAUGCUCUCCUGGGUUUGGCUGCGCAUACUUGGUAGACGCACUAUCUAUCUAUACGGACUACUUCUCCUGUUCAUCGUGCUGAUGAUUACUGGCGGAGUGGGUACAAUGGUGGAAGACCAGUCGACAUCUUGGGCCCUCGGUUCACUAAUCAUCCUGCUCACGUUUAUUUAUGACACGACGAUUGGCCCUACCUGCUACGUAUUAGUUGUCGAAACCCCAUCCUCUCACCUGAGGAUCAAGACUGUUGUCCUUGCUCGGAUUGCAUAUAGCAUAUCCAGCCUUGUUGUUAACGUCGUCACAACGCGCAUGCUGAACCCCACCGCCUGGCACUGGGGAGGCAGGAGUUCCUUCUUAUUCGCCGGCACCACCAUUUGUUGUUUUGUCUGGGCCUUCUUCCGCCUUCCCGAGCCGAAAGGACUCACAUUCUUGGAGCUCGAUAUUCUGUUCAGCAGAAAGGCAUCAGCGCGCAAAUUUCGCGAAUUCCGACUGCGCCUUGAAGACGCUGGCUAUUUCAGUCUUUCUCGGAUGGGUGACCAGCGUGACAACACUUGGGACCCUCAUCGAUCAUGA
Molecule: messenger RNA, 1638 nt
Organism: Aspergillus pseudonomiae
Lineage: Eukaryota; Fungi; Ascomycota; Eurotiomycetes; Eurotiales; Aspergillaceae
Exons: 4
Coding region: 1-1638 (545 amino acids)
Biological process (GO): carbohydrate transport; transmembrane transport
Cellular component (GO): membrane
Molecular function (GO): carbohydrate:proton symporter activity
Source: RefSeq, a predicted model, not a curated record